AUUUGUGUUCUCCUCUCGGACGACAGAUAGACGAGUCCAAUGCCUUCGGGAACACUGCGCUCCACGUGGCCUGUUUUAACGGCCAGGACGCCGUCGUGAGCGAGCUCAUCGAUUACGGCGCCAACGUCAGUCAGCCCAACAACAAGGGCUUCACCCCGCUGCACUUUGCCGCCGCCUCCACACACGGGGCGCUCUGCCUGGAGUUCCUGGUCAACAACGGGGCUGACGUCAACGUCCAGAGUCGGGACGGGAAGAGUCCUCUUCACAUGACGGCAGUUCACGGACGCUUCACUCGCUCUCAGACCCUGAUCCAGAACGGUGGGGAGAUCGACAGCGUGGACAAGGACGGUAACACCCCUCUUCACAUCGCCGCCCGCUUCGGCCACGAACUCCUCAUCAACACGCUCAUCACCAGCGGAGCAGACUGCACCCGGCGAGGAGUCCACGGCAUGUUUCCUCUGCACCUGGCUGCUCUGAACGCUCACUCCGACUGCUGCCGGAAGCUGCUGUCCUCAGGCUUCCAGAUCGACACCCCUGACACCCUGGGGAGGACCUGCCUGCACGCUGCUGCCGCCGGAGGUAACGUGGAGUGUGUGAAGCUGCUCCUGAGCAGCGGAGGAGAUCACAACAGGAGAGACACAUGUGGCAGGACUCCUCUUCACUAUGCAGCCGCCAGUCGUCACUAUCAGUGUCUGGAGACGCUGGUGGCCUGUGGCACCGCCAUUAACGCCACCGACCAGUGGGGGCGCUCCGCCCUGCACUACGCUGCUGCCUCGGACCUGGACAGGAGGCGUCGUGUCGCUCUGGAGCCGGAGAGCGACGGCGUUCAGGCGGAGAGGGAGAAAGAGGCGGGACUAUGUUUAGAGUUCCUGCUGCAGAGCGGAGCGACGGCCUCGCUCAAAGACAAACAGGGCUACUGCUCCGUCCACUACGCCGCCGCCUACGGACACAGGCACUGUCUGGAACUGCUGUUGGACAGAGACGACAGUCGCCAUGACGACCCCGAAUCUCCGAGCGCCAGGAGCCCGCUGCACCUCGCUUCGUACCACGGCCACGCUCAGGCUCUGGAGGUGCUGCUGCAGGGGGAGAGGGAGGUGGACCAGGGGGACGAGGUGGGGAGGACCCCCCUGGCUCUUGCUGCCCUCCGGGGCCACACUGACUGCGUUCACACCCUCCUCAGCCAGGGGGCGUCGCCGCGCACCACGGACGCGCAGCACGGACGCACCCCCGUCCACCUGGCAGUGAUGAACGGUCAUACGACGUGUGUGCGCCUCCUGCUGGACGAAUCCGACAGCGCAGAGCUUGUGGAUGCUGCUGACUCUCAGGGACAGACUCCUCUGAUGCUGGCGGUGGCCGGAGGUCACGUGGACGCCAUGUCGCUGCUGCUGGAGAGGGAAGCAAGCGUCAACGUGGCGGAUAACCACGGCCUCACUGCUCUGCACCUCGGGCUGCUGUGUGGUCAGGAGGAGUGUAUCCAGUGUCUGCUGGAGCAGGAGGCCUCCGUUCUACUCGGUGACUCUCGGGGUCGUACGGCCAUCCACCUGGCGGCGGCCCGGGGACACGCCUCCUGGCUGAGCGAGCUGCUGAGCAUCGCCUGCUCUGAUCCGCCGUCCCUGCCGCCGCUGAGGGACCACAGCGGAUACACGCCGCUGCACUGGGCCUGUUACUACGGUCAGGAGGGGUGUGUCGAGGUCCUGCUGGAGCAGAAAGGUUGUCGCUGCAUCGAUGGAAACGCCUUCACACCUCUGCACUGCGCUGUGGUGAACGAUCACGAGCCGUGUGCGUCUCUGCUGCUGGACGCCAUGGGGUCAGACAUCGCCGGCUGCAAGGACGCCAAGGGCAGGACUCCUCUUCAUGCCGCAGCCUUCGCGGGUCACGUCGAAUGCGUCCAGCUGCUGCUUUCGCACGAUGCGCCCGUCGAUGAUGUGGACCAAGCGGGUCGCACGGCGCUGAUGAUGGCGGCAGAGAAGGGCAAAGCCGGGGUCCUCGAGGUGCUGUUGACCAGCGCCAGCGCCAAAAUCACUGCGACGGACAAGGACGGCAACACGGCGCUGCACCUCUCCUGCAGUAACGGAAAAGAAGACUGUGUGAUGUUGAUCCUGGAGAAACUUACGGACACUUCGCUCAUUAACGCCACAAAUGCAGCGCUGCAAACUCCUCUCCACCUGGCGGCUCGCAGCGGCCUGAAGCAGGCGGUGCAGGAGCUUCUGUCCCGAGGAGCCAACGUUCAGACGGUGGAUGAGAACGGUCUGACCCCCGCUCUGGCUUGCGCUCCGAGCAGAGAGGUGGCUGAUUGCCUGGCUCUCAUUCUGGCUACCAUGAUGCCUUUCUGCUCCCCUUGCAGCUCCGGGGCCCCCUCCCCAGGCGCCCUGCUGAGGCACCUCCCCCACCCGGCAGGAAAAGGCCCCGGCCCAGGCGUCGGCCCCCGGGCCCCGCGGAGCCAGAGGAACCCCUCCCGACCCUCCAGCGAGGGAACCACAGAGAACGACUCUGAGGACUCGGAAACCUUCUGACCCUCCUACCUCCGACCUCAGCAGUUUUUUUUUAAUCUCCUCCCUCGAUGUGGAGACUUGGUGGUGACACAGUGACGAUGAUGCAGCUCCGGAGCAAAACGUCAAAUAUUAAACCAAGAAAUAAUCACAUGAAGAAAAUGACAGA
Molecule: messenger RNA, 2658 nt
Organism: Paralichthys olivaceus (Japanese flounder)
Lineage: Eukaryota; Metazoa; Chordata; Actinopteri; Pleuronectiformes; Paralichthyidae
Source: RefSeq, a predicted model, not a curated record